Messenger RNA from Salvia hispanica, 519 nucleotides. The record is from RefSeq and is a predicted model, not a curated record. NCBI's taxonomy places the organism in Eukaryota, Viridiplantae, Streptophyta, Magnoliopsida, Lamiales, Lamiaceae.
AUGGAGUACAAUAGAAACUCCCCCACCACGAGCGGAGGGAACACACCCUCGAUUCCCAUCGGCGCGGAGGGAAAUUUUGCGGGGAUGAAUCCCCGGAUGGCGGGGAUGGGCGGUAUGCCGACGAUGACUCCCCAAAUGUUCUACAAUAUGUACACUUGGAUGAGUCAAAUGGGUCAGAUGAUGCCGGGGGCAGCGGGUAUGCCGGCAAAUAUGUCGGGGAUGGGUGGGACUGCGGGGAUGGGCGGUAUGCCGCCAAAUAUGGCGGGGAUGGGUGUGACUAUGCCAGGGGCAGCGGGGAUGGGCGGUAUGCCGCCAAAUAUAGCGGGGGUGGGAGGGAUGGUGCCCGGGGCAGUGGGGAUGGGCGGUACGCCGCCAAAUAUGUCGGAGACUCAGUACGCCGGCAUCGAGACUUUCUCUUUUGAGGAUGUGGGGCUAUCGCCGAUCCGUGAGACUCCCAGGGAGGCGGGGCUGCAAGGGGCGGGAGAAAAAGCAGGCAAGGCCACGGCGGGGAGAGGGUAG